Messenger RNA from Amphiprion ocellaris (clown anemonefish), 1864 nucleotides. It is a transcript of the gene setd7, whose product is annotated as SET domain containing 7, histone lysine methyltransferase. Lineage: Eukaryota; Metazoa; Chordata; Actinopteri; Pomacentridae. Gene Ontology annotation, molecular function: protein binding; histone H3K4 monomethyltransferase activity. The transcript has 8 exons. Bases 84 to 1196 code for a protein of 370 amino acids. Gene Ontology annotation, biological process: regulation of DNA-templated transcription. Gene Ontology annotation, cellular component: chromosome. The record is from RefSeq and is a predicted model, not a curated record.
CGUGUGGGUGGGCCCGGUCACCAGGACUCAGAUCCGUUCCGGUCGGAACCGAUCCCGGAGGUGUGGUCCCCGGCAGCAGCAGCAUGGACAGCGACGAUGAGACGGUGGAGGAGGUGGUGGAAGGUCCGCUGGAUGAUGACGGUCAGCCUCAUGGUUUCUGCACGGUGACCUACUCAUCCAGCGAUCGAUUCGAAGGACACUUCAGCCACGGAGAGAAGAAUGGGAAGGGAAAGUUCUUCUUCUUCGAUGGAAGUGCGUUGGAGGGCUUCUACGUGGACGACGCCCUGCAGGGUCAGGCAGUUUACACGUAUGAAGACGGGAGCGUCCUCAACGGGACGUAUAUGGACGGCGAGCUGAACGGUCCUGCUCAGGAGCUGGAUGGAGAAGGUCGGCUGGUGUUCAAGGGCCAGUACAAAGACAACAGCCGCUGUGGGGAAUGCUGGGUCUACUACCCUGACGGAGGCUGUGUGUUUGGACGGGUGAAUGAGGACGGGGAGAUGACCGGGGACUCGGUGGCCUACGUCUACCCAGACAGACAGACGGCUCUCUAUGGAAGCUUCGUGGACGGAGAGCUGAUUGAAGCUCGUCUGGCCACCCUGAUCUCCAGCCAGACUGGAAGACCUCGCUUCGACAUCACAGCCAACAGUCCAGUUUACUCAUACGACAAAUCCACAUCCAGCUGUAUCGCCACCCACCUGCUGCUUCCUGACCCCUAUGAGAACCAGAGGGUGUUUGUGGCUGACUCGAUGAUCCGAGGAGCCGGUCAGGGUCUGUUCGCCAAGAUGGACGCUGAGGCUGACGCUGUGAUGUCAUUUUAUAAUGGAGUACGCAUCACACACUCUGAGGUGGACGGCCGAGACUGGGCGCUGAAUGGAAACACCAUCUCCCUGGACGAGGACACCGUGAUCGAUGUCCCUCAGCCGUUUGACCAGGAGGACCGAUACUGUGCAUCUCUAGGCCACAAGGCCAACCACUCCUUCACCCCCAACUGCAAAUACGACCCGUUUGUCCAUCCACGUUUUGGCCACAUCAAGUGCAUCCGAACCCUGAGGGCUGUGCACAAAGACGAGGAGCUGACGGUCGCCUACGGUUACGACCACGAGCCGACAGGAAAGAACGGCCCGGAGGCUCCUGAUUGGUACAAGCAGGAGCUGGAGGCGUUCCAGCAGAGACGGGCGGCUCCCACCGGCCAAUGAGAACACAGGACAAUGAAACCCCGCCUCUACCUGUGCUGCCACCUUAAAGACUCCUGGAGCUUCGUCACAGCUGCAAACCCUCACUGUUAUAUCUGAGAAGUUGUUCUUAAUGUGGCGUUUAAAUGGAAUACUGUUGGUAAUUCAGGAUGAAUUUGGGCCAAAGCAACACAAGAACUAUGCAAAAACCAAAUGAUGUUAGAGGAGACAUGUCUGGACGUCCCACUGUCCUCCCACUCAAUGUUCCAAGUGCUUCGACAUUUCGGAUAGGACUCAGACUCUUAGCGUUUCUUUCUGUUUACUGUAUCUGUUUAACUGCAGAUAACCUACCAGGGCUUCCCUCACUGUCUGGACAGGACAGUGUUUGUGUUUAAACUGUCGAGCUUCAGAUAUACUUGAAUUUCGCUGGUCUGAUCCAUAAGUCUAAGUAAAAUCUAACUUUAUAGACCUGUUCACUUAAACACAUUGAAACAUAUAGUCCAGCCGUGUCCUUAUAUAUAGACUAAUUUAUUUAAAGUGUUGACUCCAUGUGAUUUCUAACUGAAAGACUCUGGGACAAAACAGUGGAAGAUCUACACUACAGGUAAACUGUGAGCGUGUUCUGCUUUUCUAACCUAAUAAUCAGUGUUCACAUCCUGUCAAAAAUAAAAGACCAAAUGUCGAAAAAUCAA